Molecule: messenger RNA, 567 nt
Organism: Sclerotinia sclerotiorum 1980 UF-70
Lineage: Eukaryota; Fungi; Ascomycota; Leotiomycetes; Helotiales; Sclerotiniaceae
Exons: 5
Coding region: 1-567 (188 amino acids)
Source: RefSeq, a predicted model, not a curated record
AUGGCAAUCUCAACAAAUCGAUUAGUCAAACCAUGGUAUUCCGAUGACUUCCUUUAUUCUAUUUACACGAAAUACUGUUUAAUCAAGCGGGAAAAGAUCUAUGGAAAGACGGGCGCGUUGGUUAGUAGAUGUAUGGCUGUUGCUGCUAAGGAAAAUGGAGGAACAACCCUUCUCUUCCACACCAAUACCGAGUCUGGAAAGACCGACGAGUUGGCAACGGAUUCCCAUAUCAACAUAUCAUUCUUAAAUUCCUCAGGAGAAUGGGCUUCUAUUUCCGAAACCGACCGCGACCUAAUCAAAAAAUACUACACCCCCACCCUCAAAGCCUGGCUCGGCGAUCUCAGCGACGGCGUCCACGAUGGUGGUCCCGACGAUCCACGCAUUGGAAUUAUCAAAGUCGAUGCAAAGACCGCCACCUAUGCUAUUGUACGCAAGGGAUUGUUGGCCCGAGGAGCCGAGGUGGCGCAGGGAGCUAUCACGGGAAAGACGGCUAGUGUUAAUAAAUUGAGGGAGAUUAGUGAGGAGGAGAUUCAGAAAUGGAGGACUAGUUUGGGAAUGGUCCAGUAG